UAAAUAUACCAGCCUAAACAAUGCAUUCAUGUUAUUCAGGAUGUGUUGGGCUUUGAUAAUCCUUGUAUCAGCUGGUAUACAGUUAAUAUAUGCCAUGCCGAAACCAAAUUACGUCACCGUCUCUGUGUCUGCGUGCAGAAUCGAUAUACAGUGGAACCUUACACGUUUUCCUGAGUUCUCCAUUGCAAUUAAAAACGAAAAUGACAAAAACUUUUCGUUCAACCUUGUCACGAACGUCCAUAGCUUUAUCUACACUGGGAAGGCUGGACAGACGUACACAAUGAUAUGGGUGCCAGUAGAAAAUCGCAAUCGUAAUUAUUCCUUCGAAGAAAAGAAAAACGCUACAAUUCCCAAAGACUGUGACCGUCCGCCUGUCACAACUUCAGAGAAUGUGGAGAAUUAUCAAUUUGAUUGUUUGUCAACCUCCUCCAAUAUUCCUUUACGUAAUGAAGCAACCACUGACAUCCGUAUUGAUGCUGUACAUAGUACUAUUUCGUUACCAGACUCUAAGAGAGAAAACAAUGGUCGUUUCAGUAACGGCUUUUGUGAAAUCUACUUCUGGGCGUCUCUUCUUGCCAUUCCAUUAGUCGUGGGUGUCAUCACAACUAUUCUAUAUUUCUUUGUCAUGAGGAAACCUCGUGGUGCAAUUCCAAAUAGAAACGUUUCACCACAAGCGAGGCUUAACGCCAAAUCGACAUGCUAUGCCAAUGGCAAUGGUAUGAAUGAAUACGAUGAAGUUCAAUAUUCCCUCUCACAGGAUAUCUAGUCGUUUUGCCUGAUCGGAUUUCCCCUACUGGAAAAAUACGAAUUUCCUAUGACACUUAAGCCAAUGCAUUUAUUUUUCUUCUGAAAAACAAAACUGCUUCACUGCAAUCAAUCUACAUUUGAAACAGCCUUAUUGUAGAUGUGAAGAAGCCUGAACAUAAUCGAAUGUCUCUCAUAUAUAAAUGUAUUUCACUGUUUUUUUUAAUUUUAUUUUUUUGUUCAUUGUUAUAGUUUUGUUUGUAAUAUUGUACAUAAUUUUUGUCGAUGUGUAUAAUUUGUUUCAGUUGAUUUUCCUUAAAAUAUUAAAUCAAAGCAUGUUUAAUAUAUUUCAUAACAUGUAUUGCAGGUUACAAAGAUGUAAAACGUUACUUUUAUGAUUUUGCUUAGCAUUAAAAUAUUUCUCGAGAUGGGAAAGCGGAAUUUAG
Molecule: messenger RNA, 1190 nt
Organism: Ostrea edulis (European flat oyster)
Lineage: Eukaryota; Metazoa; Mollusca; Bivalvia; Ostreida; Ostreidae
Exons: 8
Coding region: 29-766 (245 amino acids)
Source: RefSeq, a predicted model, not a curated record